Messenger RNA from Diceros bicornis minor, 6778 nucleotides. RefSeq names its product sperm antigen with calponin homology and coiled-coil domains 1 (gene SPECC1). The record is from RefSeq and is a predicted model, not a curated record. Gene Ontology annotation, molecular function: protein binding. Gene Ontology annotation, cellular component: filamentous actin; microtubule organizing center. Lineage: Eukaryota; Metazoa; Chordata; Mammalia; Perissodactyla; Rhinocerotidae. The transcript is spliced from 15 exons. Bases 77 to 3256 code for a protein of 1059 amino acids. Gene Ontology annotation, biological process: actin cytoskeleton organization.
UUCGACCCUGAAUACGUUAUUUUUAUUUUGUGGAAGCUCCAUUUGCCCUCACAAAGACAGACCCAACGGGACAAACAUGAGGAGCGCAGCCAAGCCCUGGAGUCCAGUCAUCAAAGCGGGGAGCCAUGGGACGGACCGUGCACGGCCCCUCCCUGCAGCUUCUUCCGGCAUGAAGAGUUCUAAAUCUUCGACCUCGUUGGCUUUUGAGUCCCGACUCAGCAAGCUCAAGAGGGCCAGUAGUGAAGACAUGCUCAACAAACCAGGAAGUGCUGCAGCUUCUGGGGUCGUUCGCUUGAAAAAGACUUCAACAGCUGGAGCCAUCUCUGAGCUUGCAGAGGGCCGCCUGAGGAGCAACCCAGGGGCUGUGACAACAACCAAACGGACAGGCAUUCCAGCUCCUCGAGAACUUUCGGUAACUGUCUCAAGAGACAGAACUGUGCCACGUGGUCCCUCCAACCCGAGGAAAUCGGUGUCCAGUCCAACUUCUUCCAGCACACCCACCCCUACCAAGCACCUGAGGACCACUUCCACAAGACCCAAGCAAGAGAAUGAAAGUGGAGAAAAGGCUGUGCUCGAGUCCCAAGUUCGGGAACUUUUGGCAGAAGCCAAAGCAAAAGAUAGUGAAAUUAACAGGCUUCGAAGUGAACUAAAGAAAUGCAAGGAGAAAAGGACUCUGAACACUGAGGGAACUGAUGCUUUGGAUCCAAAUGUAGAUGGAACAUCAGUCUCACCAGGUGACUUGGAACCUUUGAUAAGAGCUCUUGAGGAGAAGAACAAGAAUUUUCAGAAAGAGCUUGCUGAUCUAGAGGAAGAAAACCAGGCCUUGAAGGAGAAACUGACUUAUUUUGAGCAUUCACCAAAUUCAGAAGGGGGAACAAGUCAGACUGGUGACAGCAGCUGCCCAACAUCCAUAACUCAAGAAUCAAGCUUCGGAAGCCCAACUAGAAAUCAGUUGUCAGGUGAAAUCGAUGAGUAUAAAAAACACAUACACGAAAAUGCAUUACGGACGUCAGGUUCUUCAAGUAGUGAUGUUACCAAAGCUUCUUUGUCACCAGAUGCCUCUGAUUUUGAGCACAUCACAGCAGAUACCCCCUCUAGGCCCCUGUCUUCCACUAGCAACCCCUUUAAGAGCUCAAAGUGUUCCACCACUGGGAGUUCCCCUAACAACGUGAGUGAAUUGUCCCUGGCUUCUCUUACAGAAAAGAUACACAAGAUGGAAGAAAAUCACCAUAGCACAGCAGAAGAACUGCAGGCUACUUUACAAGAAUUAUCAGAUCAGCAACAAAUGGUGCAGGAAUUGACAGCUGAAAAUGAGAAACUGGUGGACGAGAAGACUAUUUUGGAAACUUCCUUUCAUCAGCAUCGAGAGAGGGCAGAGCAGCUAAGUCAGGAAAAUGAGAAGCUGAUAAAUCUCUUACAAGAGCGAGUCAAGAAUGAAGAGCCCAGUGCUCAAGAAGGAAAAAUCCUUGAACUGGAGCAGAAGUGUGCAGAAAUUCUUGAACAGGGCCGCUUUGAAAGAGAGAAGCUGCUCAGCAUUCAGCAGCAGCUGACCUGUAGCUUACGGAAGGUUGAGGAAGAAAACCAAGGAGCUUUAGAAAUGAUUAAACACCUAAAGGAAGAAAAUGAAAAACUGAAUGGGCUUCUAGAAUUGGAACGGCAUAAUAAUAGUGUGAUGGCCAAAACUCUGGAAGAAUAUAAAGUUACCUUGGAAGGGCUGAAGAUUGAAAAUGGGUCUUUGAAGGCUCAUUUGGAGAAUGAGAAGCAAAAAGCUGUAGAGACCAGUCCUGUGGGGCAAACAGCAGAGGGCUGUGAAGUUCAAGAAAUGUUGAAAGUAGCUCGAGCUGAGAAAGAUCAGCUGGGACGGUCUUGCACCGAGCUCAAACAAGAAUUACUAAAGGCACAUGGUGAAAUCAAACAUGUUUCCAGCCUGCUAGCCAAGGUGGAAAAGGAUUAUUCUUACUUGAAGGAGAUAUGUGAUCAUCAAGCAGAACAGCUGAGCAGAACCAGCCUAAAACUGCAAGAGAAAGCAUCAGAGAGUGAUGCAGAGAUUAAAGACAUGAAGGAAACCAUAUUUGAAUUGGAAGAUCAGGUGGAACAGCAUCGAGCUGUCAAGUUACAUAAUAAUCAACUCAUCAGUGAACUAGAAAGCAAUGUGAUGAAGCUGGAAGAACAGAAGUCAGAGCUGGAAAGGCAGCUCAAGACUCUGACUAAGCAGAUAAAGGAGGAGACCGAGGAGUGGAGGCGGUUCCAGGCGGACCUGCAGACUGCAGUGGUGGUAGCCAACGACAUCAAGUGUGAGGCCCAGCAGGAGCUGCGCACUGUGAAGCGGAAGUUGCUGGAGGAGGAGGAGAAGAACGCCAGGCUGCAGAAGGAGCUGGGGGACAUGCAGGGCCACAGCAGACCUGUGAAUGCAGAGUCGGAGCACUCCGAGGUCGAUGCUCCUGGCCGGUGGCAUGGUGUCUAUGUGAACAGAACAUCUCCAUCACCUUCAGAAUCUGCAACCACUGUUAAGUCCCUUAUCAAGUCAUUUGACUUGGGAUGCCCAGGUGGAGCUGGACAGAAUAUCUCUGUCCAUAAGACCCCCAGAAGUCCCCUAAGUGGAAUUCCAGUGAGGACCGCUCCAGCCGCGGCUGUUUCUCCCAUGCAGAGGCAUUCAACGUACAGCAGUGUUCGGCCAGCCAGCAAAGGAGUGACGCAACGCUUGGAGCUUCCGGACCUUCCCCUCUCAGAUCUUCUGAAGGGAAGGGCUGAGGACCUGAAACCGGACCCUCAUCUCCGUAAGAGUCCCUCACUCGAGUCGCUGAGCAGGCCUCCUUCUCUGGGCUUCGCGAGCACUCGACUGCUGAGCGCUUCCACCGGGGGCUUGAAACCACAAAGCAAACUCAGUGUGGAAAGAAGAGAUCCUCUGGCUGCCUUGGCCCGCGAAUACGGCGGCUCCAAGCGCAACGCUCUGCUGAAGUGGUGCCAGAAGAAGACAGAAGGUUAUGCUAACAUUGAUAUCACCAAUUUCAGCAGCAGCUGGAGUGAUGGCUUGGCGUUCUGUGCUCUCCUCCAUACCUACCUGCCUGCCCACAUCCCGUACCAGGAGCUGAACAGUCAGGAGAAAAAAAGGAAUCUCUUGUUGGCAUUUGAAGCAGCUGAAAGUGUAGGCAUCAAACCCAGCUUGGAGCUCAGUGAGAUGCUGUACACAGACCGGCCGGACUGGCAGAGCGUGAUGCAGUACGUGGCCCAGAUCUACAAGUACUUUGAGACGUAAACCCAGAGGGCCCGAGAGCAGCCGCCACCGCCUGCAGUUUGUCCGAAGCACCUGGUCACUUUCCACAGGCCCUGCUCCACCCGCCCCCGGCUGUCUGGAUCUCAGAGGAAGGCUCAGUCCAGGGGCCCAACCCACACGUGAGAAAUAGCUGAGUUCCGCCGUGCACCCACCUUAAAUCCAGACACACUGGGAGUGUUCGUCGAGGCAGCUUUGCCCUCCCUCGGGCCUCCCUCCUUCCAGAGCCGAGAGUCCACGCCCAGCUCGUUCCCACGACCCCAGGACGUCUCUAGUCACGCUGCAUGUCUGCACACGUGCACUGCACUGAGUUCACGACGAACGGCACGUCCAGAUCUGUCAUCUUUCUACUAAAAGUCCUGGCUUUUGCCUUUAUAAAAACUUUGCCCUUGCCACCCCCCACCCCAGAAAAAAACCAACAAAACACAAAAUGUCAAAGAAACAUUAGCUCUCAAGCAGCCCUGGCUUUUUGGGAAAUAUGCUUACCUUCUGGGUAACAAUUUAACACCUAGAACUUGGUUACAUUUUUUAGAUCUCACUGUCACUUAUUUGAUUCUUUGAAUGGAAGAUAAAACAUUUGAGAAUGCCAGGGAGGCCCUGGGUAGUUUGUCGCAGUGUCUCCGUGGGCAUCCUGCAGAGAGAAGCAUGUGCCGCCCCCUCCCCGGCCGUGUGCUUGGAUGGGUCACACUCGGACCUGCCCGCUCACUGGUCACUUUCAUGCUGAGCAGGAAACUCUUAACUGCUCCAUUUGUCCCCGUUUGUUCACACUCCCAUUCACACCCACACGCGUUUGUCCCACGUGCAGAACUUGACAGAAAGUCACCCGUGUGUGAAGUCGCCUGUGCCUGUGGGUCUUGAUGUAUUUGCACAAACAGGCUGAAGGUGUGUAUUUCUUGGGAUGCUGGGCAGACAGCAAAUCGAAACAUGCCAGCUCGAGACAGUUUUUAGUGCUUGGUCAGGCCUUUUACAUUUGCAUGGCAAAAGGAAGCCCUUAGGGGUAGGCAGAGAUGGCUCCGUUUAUAAUUGAACAAAGGAAAAUGCAGUUUCUCCACUGUCCUGCUGUCACCCUAAGUGGCAGCAGAGCCCCCCUCAGAGCAGCCCUGGUCGCCCCGGAAGUGCCCGAUGCAGGAACCCCCUGGCGGCUGUUUGGUGUUCUCGUUGGGAAAACAAAUGCUCAUUAGGUAGCAAAUGAGGGUGCGGUUCACCCUGGCAGUUGAGGUGGAUUCGUCAGUGCCUGCCACUUGCUGAUGUAAGUGCCCGGUGCGCUGUGUGAGUGCCCCUCUGACAAAGGGUCAUCCUCACCACAAGUCACCCCGGGUUACAAUGCUGCCGUCAUUACUCAGAGCAAAUCUCCAUGGCUGCGGCCCAGGCCCUGUGCUGGCAGAGGCGGGAGCUCAGCCCCUCCUCCAGGCCACCUUUGAGGAGGUGGCGGCUGGGCUCUGCAGAUGGUCUGUCCCUCGUUCCCAAGCUACUGCACUGCCCUGCUGUGGUUCUCCUGUGGCUCCAGGUCAGAAUCUCCUGGGGAACUUGUUGAAAAUACGCAAUCCUGGCCUGCCCCAUCAGUUGAUUCAGAAUUUCUGGAAGGGGACCAGGGAUGUGGUCUCUGUAUUUUCAGAGUUCCCCGACAGCCACUGAGAGCGCACCUUUCAUCGGGGCCCGGGCGGGGCAGUGAGCACAGGUCGCUCCACUGCAGCGUUUGGUGAUGGCACCAUGCAACUGGCCCGUUUGUUCUCAAAUGGAAGUUGGAGGCACAGUCUGAACAGUGUAGCUGACUCCUUCCUGAUGAACACAUCCAGAGGAAAGUUAUUACUUGUGUUGCUUCAUACAUCUGUCUCGUUGACGUAACUGAUACGUUUUCAUUAUCUCUGUGCUUCUGCCGUGCUCACCAGUGCAGUGGGGAAAAGCCAUAUCCCACGUAGUUGGGCUGAGCUGUUGGUUGUUGUGUUUAAUCCAGGAUUCCUCCGAGGUUUUGUGGGGAGAGGCAGUGGAGGUCUGGGGAUACCCAGAGGGGUGUUGACCAUUCCUGGAGCCUGUGCUUGGUGGUUCCCGUAAGUGAUUCAGAAUGAGCUCCAGGCAGAGCCCUCUCUUCGGGGGUGGUGGUGCUGCUUCCCCUCCCUCCACGUUGGACCCUGCUCCCUGUAGGUUAAAAAGAGCGAAAGAAAUGUCAUAUGAAAGAAAGGCCAUGUGCAAUUUAUUUUUAUAACUCAGAGAAGUUCCUUGACCCCCAUCUUUGCCAGUGGUUUGUUACAGCAGAGGAAGCGUUUGUCCUGUUCUUGGAAACACAGGUGGUGCUGCUUGGGGCAGGUCUGGCCCUGCGGGGUCCUGGUCCAGACACUGAAGGCAGACGGGGUGCGGGGUCAGGCCUUCCAGCACUGCAGGACCUAGAGGAAGCCGUCCCAACCCGGGCUGGGCCACAGGGUGGGGUUUUUAGAUCCAUUUUUAAUUGGAGAGCUCAGAGCACAAGGCAAACGUGUAAAAUUGAUAAUUGAGAACACAAGGUAGGGUCAGCAAACUGUAUCGUUCCCAGUGUCCUGUCCUGAGGCUUUCAGAGGCUACAGCAUCCGUGUUUCUUCCCAUCUUCCUUCAACCAAUACUUAGUCAUUUAAAAUUAUUUGGUGGUUCUGCAGAUCAUUUUUUUAAAAAUGUAUUAUUUUUAUAUAAAAGACAGAUGCAAAAUGCAAGGCCCAGAAGAGUGGAGGAUUUUUUUAAAGAGAAGACCAUGGUUCUUUGCACUGUGAGUUGUUUCAUGGACUUGAACUCUAGGUGACCGGUGACAGCGCCAUGGCCCCAGCCCCCUUGGGUUAGCAUUCUGAGGAUCCGGGCAAAUUCACACGUCCAUCAUCCUGUUCCCUUCUCACCUCAGAAGCAAUGUUAGUCUUUGGUUUUCAUUCUUCAUUCAGUUGUUGUUUUAUAGCUUUUGUUGAGACCGUCCAAAGCGUCCCAAAGUGAUGAACCAUCUGGCGACACGCAGACGGGCAGCUAUGACAAGUGUCUGCAGUGUUCUCUUCCCCUCGGAUGCGCUGGCCGGUUUCUCCCAGUUGCCCCCCCGCCUCCCCAGUGACAGCACUUCCCUGGCCUGAGGAGGCCAAGGACUCGGGUCGGGACACAAACCCAUGUGCCAAAUCCAGCAGCAGCCCCUCCCCUUCCAAGCCUGAGUGCCACUUUGAGAUGAACUACCAAUGACAUGCACUAAAGGAUGUAACCUCGCAACCUUUUUUAAAGUCUUUUUAAUGUCUCAGUUGCCCAAGUUCCCUGGGUGUGUCACGUCUCUGACCCGGGUUAGAGUUUGGCUGAAUCUGUAACACCUGAGUAGCUCACUGUUGGACUACAUUAGGUGAAUGCAGUCGAUACAUCUGUGGUCUCGUAUCUGCAAAGAGCACCCCAGCUUCUCCCAGCGUUGUCGGGACGUGACAUGCCAAUAGAGGUGUGUUUAACUGCUAACAUGAAAGUGUACCAUGUAUGACUCUGUAAUAUCUCUAAUAAAUAUAUUUUGUUUCUGUCUGAUUA